Penicillium malachiteum is the source of this 735-nucleotide messenger RNA. Its product is annotated as DUF3455 domain-containing protein. The record is from RefSeq and is a predicted model, not a curated record. The transcript has 2 exons. Bases 1 to 735 code for a protein of 244 amino acids. NCBI's taxonomy places the organism in Eukaryota, Fungi, Ascomycota, Eurotiomycetes, Eurotiales, Aspergillaceae.
AUGCAUGUCCUUCAAACUUUGAUCUUUUCAUUGGGGAUGGAAAUUAGCAGUGUGUCUGCUCUCCCAGGCCCUUUGUCACUAGUCAGCGCAUUCUCUCGGAUCUCGACCGAGCUCGACAGUCUCAGCCUAGGGAACUGUUCUUAUCCUCAUGCAGUGCUACCACUGAACAGCACAUCAGUCCAACUUCCGAACCCUUCAUCAGGGUUGACUCUCAAGCACAUUGCUAUUGGAAGAGGAACCCAAAACUACACAUGCGAAAACUCGACCUCCGCAGCAGUACCUGUCUCUAUCGGUGCCGCAGCCACUCUUUUUGAUGCUUCUUGCGUCGCAGCAAAAUCCAUGAAUCUCCUACAUGAGAUGCCCGCCGUCAUCGGAAGCUCUCCCCUUGGCUCUCUUGCCUUCCUCGCAGAGCUCUUGAGCCACACUACAAAUUCGUCCAAUCUCAUUCUUGGAGAGCACUACUUCAACACAGCUGGGGUCCCCGUGUUAGAUCUGAGAUUGAGUGGCUUGUCGGACUGGAUCGUUGCUGCUAAGACUGCAUCGGUGGAUGCACCCCAGUAUAGCUCCACGGCAGACCAGAAUGUCGCUUGGCUACAACUUGAUCGUCUAUAUGGCAGUGGUAUUGAGGAGGUUUACCGAGUUGAGACUUAUCAGGGUUCUGCCCCAGCAACAUGUUCUGGAUUAAACAAGACUGUCAUAGUCCAAUAUGCGGCGGAAUAUUGGUUCUAUGGCUGA